Pistacia vera is the source of this 1330-nucleotide messenger RNA. RefSeq lists its product as uncharacterized. The record is from RefSeq and is a predicted model, not a curated record. The annotation marks the transcript as partial. The transcript has 7 exons. Lineage: Eukaryota; Viridiplantae; Streptophyta; Magnoliopsida; Sapindales; Anacardiaceae.
UUUUCUUUUCAUCGAGGGCAAAAAAGACAAAUAAAUCCAUUAUGGUUCAAUUUCAAAUUCUUAAAUGCACUCUUUUUUCUCGCAUUUUCCAUUUGCCUUCUCGUUCAUCAGGCUAAAUUUAACUAAACGCUUCACCUAGUUCCCAUUAAAGCUCUAGCUGUCCUCAAUAGCUGCGCGAUUUUGAUAAUUAUCAAGCAAGCUAUUGCUAACCUAAUUUUUUUCGUCAAUGGAGCUGCAACCACACGAACAAGAAGAACAACAAUUACUAUUGAAAUCAACUUCAGAACCUGAAUCCAUGGUCACAGUGACACUCGGCAGAGUGAUGAGCACGCUCCUCUCCGCUCGCCCUAAAAAGCUCCACGACUCCAUUUCUCGCCUCUCUCCUCAACACAAAACGACGUCACUUGGUUCUUUAGAUGAGUCGCUAUGGUUUCUGUACAAGUAUGUAAGAGACGCGGUUGAUAGAGAGGAGACAUUGGACGCGAUUCUUGUUCCCAUGAUUGAACACUCAUUAAGAAGCAAGGAGUCAAAGCACGGUGAUCAAGCCAUGAUACUUCUAAAUUGGUUGUUUAAAGAUGAACAUCUUUUCCAAGUUCUGGCCUUGAAUCUUGCUAACAUUAUUAUGAGGAAGGACGAUCGUUAUAUAACCCUUGGCUGGUGUAUCCUUGUGCGCAGUCUCUUGGAGUACGGGACUACAAUGGAUCAGCACUUAUUAAAUGGAAUAAGAGCGAAGUAUGAUGCAUUGUUGAAGAUACUUUGUUCUUGUAUUCCACAGUUAUCAUAUUUUGUAUGUAAAGGAAGUAAUAUGCAGAAUGGAUAUGAGUUGCCAUCUCGCCUUUCAAUAUCUGCUGCUGAUUGUUUUAUAUCUCUGACCGAAGCUUUGACAAAAAAGCCUAAAUUUUCAAGUGACGCUCAAAAACCAUCAAAUUCAAAAGCAUCAGAUCGACCAACUAUUUUAAUGUUGUCUGCCUCUGGGGAGAAGAAAGUGAAACCAACAAAUGAAUCUUCAGAACUCUCAAGCAUGGACAUGGAGUUCUUGCUUUGGGAUCAUCUAGAAGACCUUGUUGUUCUUGUGCAGAGACUCCUUGCAUGGAGCAAAAAAAGUCGGCCUUUACAUGCUGAAGGAUUAGAGAAAGUUCUCAAGUGGUUGGAGGAACUAAAAGGGCAUUAUUGUGGCAUUCAAGAUGAGGCAGGCUCAAAAAAUCUUAAGUCUGGACCACUGCUACUUUCUUCUUGUUGGAAGCAUUACGGCAUGCUAUUGCACUUGGAAGAUCACAAAUUUUUCAAGCACUGCAAAGAACUGUUAGACCAGUAUUUAUCAGGCAUUCAG